Molecule: messenger RNA, 5781 nt
Organism: Haliotis rufescens (red abalone)
Lineage: Eukaryota; Metazoa; Mollusca; Gastropoda; Lepetellida; Haliotidae
Product: hillarin-like
Exons: 7
Coding region: 530-3124 (864 amino acids)
Source: RefSeq, a predicted model, not a curated record
GCACUGUCGCGCGCUGCCAUCGGACUGGGUGUACUGGCUUCUCAUUCAUUGCGUUGCUCAGCCAAUGAGCGAGUUGUGAUCAAUACUAGCAGCGCAUGUCAGCAUUGAGUACGAGAUAGGCUUCAGAAUUGCACAUGCUCGCUAGACUGUGGAUGUAGAAUGGUCGUAGUGCGGUAAAAGACACACGCCCCUUUGUGCAAGGAUAUACAUAGUCACACUGCCCUAACCGAUACCUCUGUCUCCUGCAACGGGGGAACGGUCACGUGGUUAUAGGUGAACUGAAUGGCAACACUGCGUUUGUUACGAGAUGAUUGACAGAACAGAGGAAUUGACGAGGGAGAAAUAGGUUGGUAUCCCCGAGGCUGAACGGAUAUAUUCGUGGUUCUUAAUUGGAUUUGCAUCUGCAAUCUUUACCUGGAUUUUAUACCUGGUUUUACCUGGAAGAUGAAACGCGCCGCUAUGAGUCACUGGUGAGUCGGCAGGUCCGAGAUUGUUGUCAACAUGCACGCGUAAGCAAUGACUGGGGAGGAUGGACGACCCACAGUCCAGUGAUGGGGAUUCAGAUGGGGAGCACCCUCGCCAACCGCAGGACCCCUGCUAUCGGUGUGAGAAGCGAGUGUACCCGGUCGAGAGGGUGGACGUUGGGGUGCUUUUCCAUCGUCGAUGCUUCCGUUGUCGUGUAUGUGGACUGCAGCUGACGUUACGGACGUUUCACUGGGAUCAGGAGAACCAGCCCGAUGUCUACUGUAACGCUCACGUUCCCAAACACGUCGCCAAAAUUGAUAAGGAUUCUGUUGGAAUUAAAUCAGCAUUAAACGCCCCGAAACGAGGAACAAACACCAGCGACCAGACUCGCGGCAGCGUCUACAACCCGGGAUGGCAGUACGACGCCAACGCGCUCGAGUUCGCCCACUACAGGGAGAUCUUCCUGAGGGGCAAGCAGAAGACGUCGACGGGAACCUACAGCGACUACGAGAAGUGUGGCGUGUUCGACGCCCAGCUGGAGUUGGAGGGGGAGCAGAAGAAGGAGGAGGACGAGCUGUACGCAACCCUGAAGAUGGAGAGGCAGAAGAAGGUGAAGCGUCUGGAGGAAGAGCUGAAGGUGGAGAAGGACAACUCGGUGAGGGACCUGGUCUCCACGCUGGAGCGCUUCUCCCCCCAGAAGGGGAAGAGCGGGCUGGCGAAGGAGACGGAGCGCCUGGAGGAACACUACAAGCUGAAGAGGGAGGAGAAGAUGAAGAGGCUGAUUGAGAAGAUGUCGGUGGAGGAGAGGCAGCACGUGGCCCGGCUGAUCCAGAAACACAGCCAGGAGAUGUUGCUGAUGAUUGCGGAGAGGUUGUCCACUGUUGAUGACCGGAGCUCCCCUGACUCCGAGGACCGGUCACCCACCAUCGACCUGUCCCGCCCCCCACCCGUGUCACCUCCGGAGUUCAAGAAGGCCCAACUCUUCAAGAGUCCGACCAUCUUUGAGAAGCUGGACAACCAUGUUCUAGAUGUGGCAAAGGAGGGCUACACAACGUUCACCAAUCUCGUGAAGGACCUGAUCGUGGAGUGUGAGACGGACCUGGAGAAGACAAGGGCUAUUUUCCGAUGGGUGACGUGGACAGAUCUGAACACCCUCGACAUGGAGGAGAGCGUUAAGCCGGACUCCCCCCUGUCUCUACUGCGGGGCAUCAAGUACGGCACGGAAACCUACCAUGACCUCUUCAAGCGACUAUGCAGCUACGCCGGGCUGCACUGCGAGGUCAUCCAGGGCUACUCCAAGGGCGCGGGGUACCGGCCAGGGAUGAAGAUCGAAGGAGACCGCUUCCGCAACACGUGGACGGCCGUCUGCAUCAACGGCUCGUGGUGUUUCAUCAACUGUAACUGGGGAGCCCGCCACGUGAAGGGCGCCGGUCAAGGUCAGACGAAAGGUCAAGGUCCUCUGAAACCUCAAGUCAGGAUCCGAGACAAGAGGGACGACUUGAGUCUGUUCUCCUACAAAUGUGAUGAGUUUUAUUUUGUAACGGACCCCGAGGAUCACAUAUACCAGCAUUUCCCCGACGAUCCAGAAUGGCAGCUAUUAGAGUGUCCCAUUACUUUGUCCGAAUUCAUCAAUCUUCCUGUUGUCAAAUCCCCAUUCUUCAACUACGGACUGAAGUUUACCAUGCACUACGACUGCAAGCAACAGACAGAACAUGGCGUGGCACUGAUUCAGUUAAAGAUUCCGAGUUUGGUUGGGUUCGGAUACACCCUGGAUCCAAAGGACAGACGGAUCGACCCUUCUGCGCUGGAGGGUCGUGUUAUGUUACGGAUCAUAGGUCACAAGGCCAUAUUCACAGUGGCACCCCCGAAAAGUGGACGUUAUUACUUCACAAUAUACGCCAAAGACGACUGGGUGUCGGACUCAUUACAAAGCGCAUGCGCAUUCCAGAUCAAAUGUCGGGAACGGAAGGAGAGCAUCAGAAGCCCCUACCCUAAGGUUUCUUUUUUUGGCCCCACCCCCAGCAUGAGUAGCUAUGGCCUGUCCCCCCAGACUCACAUAGACCCUGUGGUCACGUGUUCCCACGAGGACCUGGCAUUUCAGUUCCAUCUUCAUCAAGACGUGCGUCUGUCCCACUCCCUUCAUUACCAUGGCAACGAGGCUGACAAAAGCAACGAAGACCUACAACGAUAUGUUUUCAUCAAACAGCGUGAUGAUGACUCUAUCUCGUACCUUGUGCGGUGCCCAAUGAUUGGGAAAUACGUUUUUGCCGUUUUUGGUGCCAAAAUGGGUUCCCCGGACUCUGAGAAUAACGUUCCUUAUGAGUGUUUAUUCCGAUACCUCAUAGAGUGUAGGCAGGGGGCUAAGGACAAGAGGCCGUUCCCCCGGGCGUGUCACAGGUGGCAUAGCUGUACAUUACUCGAGCCCUUUGUUGGUGACCUUGAAAUCGAGAAACGUGUGACCUUCAGAGUGCGUGCGCCAUUGGCGUCGGAUGUGGCGCUUCUUACAGGCGAUGCCUGGUUCCAUUUCAAGCUGUUGGCGGACGCUAUAUGGGAAGGUACUGUGGUAACGGGCAAACAUCGAUGCAUCGCCAAGUUGUAUGCAAAACUGAACAGAGAAAAGGCACGAUUCUCUCCAUUGGUGGAAUUCCAGAUAAAGUAAAUCCAGAACGUAGAACGCACGUAGUUGUCUCCCUUUCCCUGGAGGAAAGGAACCAUUUUGAUUAUGUCACAUAUAUACUCACCACCAAAAGAAACGUGAACCAUUGAAACAUUUAGAUAAGUACGUACGUUAAGAGUGAGUGAGUGAGUUUGGUUUUACGCCGCUUUUAGCAAUAUUCCAGCAAUAUCACGGCGGGGGACACCAGAAAUGACGUACGUUAAGAAGAGAUGUUUCCAAUGUGUACCACUUAAUGACAAAACUGACAAUCAGUAAAGUACCACAGUGUCUUUAUUCUUAUCACGAUAUGCUGCACGUGAUUUCCGAACUUUACACACUAAUCCUGCACGAGACAAAUUGUGCAUUUCGAGUCAUAGAUCUAUGACGUCACUUGUGAUGCGUUCAUGAGCGUCGGUGCACACAACAAACCAGUAUGUUCGUUUGUGCAUCAAAUAAAUCUAAUAUCUCUUGAAUUUGAGUAAUUCCCCAUAUAUUAAUCAACAUAUAUGGUAUUCGCGUUUCUGUUGUCGGUGGGUAUAUUUGUCCGGGGGAAACAAGUCUGAGAAAGGUGUUUGUAUAAAUGGCAAAUGUAAGAAAAAGUUCAAAGUAUUUAGAUUUUUCUCUCUGCUAGAACAAGUUGGUGGGAUAACAGCAUUUACAUCAUUGUGAAUUGUUCGGUGUUCUAUAUUAAAGUCAAAGGUCAAGAUGUUGGUUAGUGGGGUGGUAUUGUUUGUCAUGUGACCACAGUUGAGAUGUUUAUACUCUGACUGUAGUGGGUGUAUGUAUGUAAAUAAUGCACUUAGAUUUGCAGGAAUACUCAUGUCUAUAGCAGUUCUAAUGCUCAGCCUUUCCUAAGCUUCAUGGCCGAAAAAAACUAAAAUGUGUAUUCCUGUGACACACAACGUUUACCGAAAACAUGAUAUCCAGGAUGUUGCCCUUGAUCUUAUAAAUUCCAAAUCCAUAUUGGACGCCAUAAAACUCGUAACCGUUACAAAUCAUUUCAUACUUAUCUAACCAUGAAAAUCAUGAUGCGAAUACAAACCAUUCUUUAAACCUAGGGUAAUUGUCGGGGGAAUCUGAGUUUCUUUCACAUAAUGUGUGGAUCCUCUCACUACUAAGGGAGGCAACUCUUCAUGGCGACUUGCGACGCCAUGGACCUCAAAGGCCAUCCGUGCCUGGCUGAAAGUAUCCUUAGCAAACGUUGAGCGUCAUAUAUGAAGUAACGACGCAUGAUGCUGUAUUCUUAGAUGUAGAUACGGUAUGUAGAGAGAGGCCCACAAGAGAUAGUUGUUCCAUUCUUCCAAAUAACAUGUCUUUCAAGAGACAGGCCCAUGUUACCUAGUUUGUAUAAUAUAUAUUCCUAUCGUUGGUGACAUAUUUAGUCUUUGAGACAAUCAUAGAAUGUAAUUCCAGCGUUGAAUACUUAAUGCAUUUUAACUCUUCAUCUAGUAAUGUAUCAAUGUAAAGUAUGUAGGUUCCGAUGUGAUCCGUUCACAGAGAGAACAUUGGGAAUCUGUGAUGACGUGCUGGAACCCUUUCCACAACAGACUGGUUGAAUCUAUAUCAGCUUGUUCAGAGACAAUUAUUUUAAUUAGAAACGUAUUUAAAAUGUUCGUUAUAGUUUGCAUGAUAGAAAAAUAUUCGAAUGAAAUUAAUAACAUGUUUGAUUACUUAAAUAAUUUAUAAACAACUAUAUGUGGAUAGUAUAUCUGUUUCAAUUCGUAACAAAUCGUGUCUUCCGAGAAAUUUCGGAUGUGGUUUACCGAAAGGAGAGGGUGGUGACGAAUGUACCGUUCGUGUGCAAUCGUCCACGGUCGGUCCUUCCCGUAACCUGCUUAAUGACAAUUCGGCUUGUCCCGGACUGACACGAGUAACUUCGAAUUGUUCCGUAUUGUGUUCAGACGUCAAGUCAAAAGCCGAAUGUCUAGUUUGGGCUCGUGGUUUGACAAUUCUGGGCUUAGAAAGAGCUCCCAUAUUACGUUAUAAUACACACAUUCCAGUGUCAACACUGUACACUACUGUAUAGAUGCGGGGUAUGCCAAUUGUUGAUAUGCUUCCACAGCGAGGUCACGUGUUCUAGCAGAAAGGAUGCGAUGUAUUGUUUGUUUGUAUGUUGUUAACGCCGCACUCAGCAAUAUUCCAGCUAUAUGACGGCGGUCUGUAAAUAAUCGAGUCUGGACCAGACAAUUCAGUGAUUGACAUCAUGAGCAUCGUUCUACACAACCAGGUUUCGAUGACAUGCAUCUACCAAGUCAGAGAGCCUGACCUCCAGAUCCGGUUGGUCGACUCUUUGCACUAGCAUAGUCGCUUUUAAAACAAGGGUUGCUGAAGAGUGAGUGAGUAUGGUUUUACGCCGCUUUUAGCAAUAUUCCAGCAAUAUCGCGGCGGGGGACACCAGAAAUGGGCUUCACACAUUGUACCUAUGUCGGGAAUCGAACCCGGGUCUUCGGCGUGACGAGCAAACGCUUUAACCACUAGGCUACCCGACCGCCCCGGUUGCUGAAGACCUAUUCUACCCCGGAUCUCCACGGGUAUGCGAUGUAUUGACAGUUUAUGCAUGUAAUAGAUGUAAAUAGCACAACAUACAUAUGAUGUUGUUUUAAACAAAGAAAGAAUGUAAAUACGAAGCUAUUAAAAGCGAAAUAAAAAUUGUUACAACA